Hibiscus syriacus is the source of this 456-nucleotide messenger RNA. RefSeq names its product replication protein A 14 kDa subunit B-like. NCBI's taxonomy places the organism in Eukaryota, Viridiplantae, Streptophyta, Magnoliopsida, Malvales, Malvaceae. Gene Ontology annotation, biological process: DNA replication; DNA repair; DNA recombination. The coding region runs from base 117 to 437 and encodes 106 amino acids. The record is from RefSeq and is a predicted model, not a curated record. The transcript has 4 exons. Gene Ontology annotation, molecular function: DNA binding. Gene Ontology annotation, cellular component: nucleus.
CCUAUGAAUUAAAACAAAAGGAAGAAGAGUCCUCUUGACGCUCAAUCAGAUUUUCCAGCAAUUAACUGUUCACCGUCAUCAAUUCUCACUAAACCUCACUUCUAGUUUGAUUCGAUAUGGAUGUUUCGAGCCCUGCGGCUUUUGUUAAUGGAGGAUUGAUACGCAUGCACGUGGGACGCAAGGUGCGAACAGUGCUUCAGGCUACCCGGUCUGAUAUCGCAUCUGUGAUCGGAAAGUCUACUGAUGGUUACCAACUUGUUGCAAAAGGCUCUCCACCUGUUCCUCUUACAAGUUAUGUUGAGGUUAUUGGUGUUGCCGAGAAUGAAAAUACCAUCCGAGCUGAAUUAUGGACCAACUUUGGUGACACAUUUGAUGCAUCCAGCUAUGAUCAACUCUGUCAGCUAGCAAAUGGAGAGUUCAAACACCUAUUCCUCUAGUUGUUUUCAAAUUUCUUUA